Papaver somniferum (opium poppy) is the source of this 1347-nucleotide messenger RNA. Its product is annotated as protein THYLAKOID FORMATION1, chloroplastic-like. The record is from RefSeq and is a predicted model, not a curated record. Gene Ontology annotation, cellular component: chloroplast thylakoid. Gene Ontology annotation, biological process: protein import into chloroplast stroma; thylakoid membrane organization; photosystem II assembly. Bases 172 to 1050 code for a protein of 292 amino acids. NCBI's taxonomy places the organism in Eukaryota, Viridiplantae, Streptophyta, Magnoliopsida, Ranunculales, Papaveraceae. The transcript has 5 exons.
GCCCAUAAAUCGUUUGAGAUUGUGUGCUCCAUUCUGUUCCAGCGGUCAUUUUUCUUUUCUUUUUUUUCCUCUCUUCCUCCAAUGAAAAUGCAAUCCUUAGAUUUCUGAAAAAACCCUAAACGCAUCUCUUUUCGACUUCUGCCCUUUCAAGAACUUCGUGUAAUAUCUUCAAUGGCGUCGAUUUCUUCCUUAUCUUUCACUUCAUUAGUACAAGCUUCCAAGAAGAGAAAUUCAUUUUCAUUUAAUCAAGCUUUUAAUUCCAAUUCCGAUGGAUUUCGAUUUCAACCCAGCUCAAUCCAUAUCAGAACCACAAAUUCUUCAAGCUCCCGGAUGGGUAUUCAGUGUAUGACUUCCGGAACAGACAUUCCGCCGACUGUAGCUGAAACAAAAUUGAAUUUCCUUAAGGCGUACAAGCGACCAAUUCCUAGUAUAUACAGCACUGUGUUGCAGGAACUGAUUGUUCAACAGCAUCUGACAAGAUAUAAGAAGUCAUAUCGAUAUGAUCCUGUAUUUGCUCUUGGAUUUGUCACUGUGUACGAUAGACUCAUGGACGGUUAUCAAAGUGAUGAGGAGCGAGAAACAAUUUUCAAAGCUUACAUUGAAGCUCUAAAGGAAGAUCCUGAAGUAUACAGAAAGGAUGCACAAAAGUUGGAAGAAUGGGCCCGUACUCAGAAUGCAAGUUCUUUGACUGAGUUUUCGUCUAAAGAGGGGGAAGUUGAGGGACUCUUGAAAGACAUUUCAGAACGGGCUGCGAGUAAAGGAAAUUUUAGCUAUAGCCGUUUCUUUGCGGUUGGGUUAUUUCGUAUUCUUGAGUUAUCAAAUGCAACAGAGCCUGCUGUCUUAGAAAAGCUUUGUGCUGCCUUGAACAUAGACAAGAGAAGUGUGGAUAGAGACCUUGAUGUAUACCGUAACCUGCUUUCCAAGUUGGUUCAAUCGAAGGAACUGUUGAAGGAGUUUGUCGCAAGAGAAAAGAAGAAAAGAGAAGAAAGGUCAGAACCUCAGAAAGCUAGUGAGGCUAUUUCCAAAUGCUUAGGAGAUUUUCAUCUGUAGGCCUGUAAAGUUAGCAACCUCUCGUGCAUGACUGUCCAAGAACGUUCAACAUUGACUCACAUUUUUUCUUGCAAUCGGACCCAACAACUUCGGAUACAUUUUCUCACGCAAAGUGGACCGAACAAGGUCCCGGGUUAUUUUUCAGUCAACUAAUGCUUAUUUGCUUCAAAUGUAUCUAGGGAUGUUUGUAUAUGGAAGAUGCAUAUAUGUAUACAAAAACAAUCCAUAAUGAGCCAAAUUUCAGUACUGAGUUUUACAUAUUGUUGCACCUGAAAUUCAAUAAUGCAUAUUUCCUCC